Molecule: messenger RNA, 2167 nt
Organism: Conger conger (European conger)
Lineage: Eukaryota; Metazoa; Chordata; Actinopteri; Anguilliformes; Congridae
Product: prostaglandin E synthase 3-like
Exons: 8
Coding region: 156-632 (158 amino acids)
Biological process (GO): protein folding; prostaglandin biosynthetic process; chaperone-mediated protein complex assembly
Cellular component (GO): nucleus; cytosol
Molecular function (GO): Hsp90 protein binding; prostaglandin-E synthase activity; protein-folding chaperone binding
Source: RefSeq, a predicted model, not a curated record
ACGUCAUCACGUAAGAGCAGGGAGAGAAUCCACACGAGGCGCCAGUUGGGUGUUGUUUCGCUUUGCAGCUACUGCGCGCCCUCUCGGUUAAUUGAAAUAAGAGGUUCAACUAGACAGCACACACUGCUAUAAACAGAAGAAAGGACCAUAAUAAAAUGCAGCCUGCAUCUGCAAAGUGGUAUGACAGAAGAGACUAUGUCUUCAUUGAGUUUUGUGUAGAAGAUAGUAAAGAUGUUCAAGUGAAAUUUGAAAAGGCAAAGUUUGAUUUCAGCUGUCUUGGUGGGACAGAUAACAUCAAACACCUGAAUGAAAUUGACCUUUUUGAAGCAAUUGAACAAAAGGAUUCCAAACACAGGCGAACAGAUAGAUCUGUUCUGUGCCGCUUACGGAAAGCAGACCCUGGGAAGUCCUGGCCUCGGCUAACCAAAGACAAGGCCAAGCUAAACUGGCUCAGCGUAGACUUCAACAACUGGAAGGACUGGGAGAACGACUCUGAGGAAGAGCUGUCCAAUUUCGACAACUUAUCAGAGAUGAUGAACACCAUGGGAGGGGAGGAUGAACUGGCCGAUGUGGAUGGUGGAGAUGACGACUCUGCAGAUAGUGAUGAUGAAAAAAUGCCCGAUCUGGAGUGAUGGAGAGCAGGAGGCAGCUGUGAAGAACUAUUGCAUAACCUAACAAAUCAGAAGAGGACAACAGAUAGCAUUUUUUUUUUUUUUGUUGUACAAAAACCCCCUUUGUGUCUUUCCAAGAGCAGUUUCCCCUGAAACAGUCUGAAGAAGGCAGCUCUAUGGGUUGAUAUGCAUCCAUUGUUCUACACCACUGUUCCCAUGGGCUAUUCCCAACUCUGCAACUCCCCGUCUCGCCCUCUCCCAGAUUUCCAUCACCCGGAGCGCAACCGCCACAGUGACUGAUGACAAAAGAAGUUUGAAAUCUCAUGAAGAGUAAUAAAAAGCAUUGUCUAACCCCCUCCAGGGGGUAGGUUCUAUGUUAGAGAUGUUUUGCAUUAUUCUUUGCUCACAAAACAAAAUUACGGUGAAGGAUUCCAAACCGGCCUAAAUUUGAAUACAGGUUUUCACUAAAUGAUCUGACGGUAUUCACACUAAAUGGAAACAGCAUUUUAGCAGUGUCUUACAAUUUAACAGUUGUAAGUACUGUCUAAAAGUUUGUUUGGACAAAUGUUCCAGUGUUCUACUGGACAUGGUUUUCCCCAUUUCUGAUUGUCUCUUCUUAUUCUCAUCACAAAAGUCAUUUCCAUUUUAUGAUCAUGAAGUUCUUUCAUCACCGACUGCAAUUUUGUAAUGGUUAACAUGUAUACUUUCAUUACUGUAAAAGAGAACAGGUAUACACAUAUUAAAACAAUUCUUCCAUGUGCGAGUAGGAGAAGCUCAAAUAUGCCUGUACUAAGUGUUUGACCAACAGACCCAUGUAGUACACACACACACCUGCACACGUGCACUGUUAUACCUGCAUGUGUACACCUUGUAGCCUCCAAAUAUAUACAUAAAAAAAAUUAAAUUGGGUUUACUGAAAAUGUAACUAGUGUUACAGCUUGUAGCCUAGUGGCUAAGGUACCUGACCGGGACCCGGAAGGUUGAUGGUUCAAGCCCCGGUGUAGCCAUGUGGAAAUCUGCGCAGCUGUUAGGCCCUUGAGAAAGGCCCUUAACCCCACAUUGCUCCAGAGGGAUUGCCCUGUGCUUACUCUAAUGAACUGUAAGUGUCUUUGGAUAAAGGCAUCAGCUUAUUAAAUUAUUUUCCUCAGACGAAUGGAAAUUGCUAUUCAACCAUAAGAGCGACAAAAAACUAAAAAAACCUGACUGCAAUCACACUUGCCAGUAAAUCUCCGUCAUCAAGACUAUGAAUAUACUUGGAUGCUACAGUUGUGUGUGUCUACUGUGUGUAGGGUUCAUGAUUAAAUUUGAUGCUUCUGGUUUGUAUGAUAAUUCUAAUGUACAAAAUAGACAGUAAACAAACGGAUGACCAAAUUGUAUUUGCACUGUCAAAAAGUAAUGCAAGUGUAGGUAAAGUAAAAACUAUAUUAUGCACUAUUCUUACUUUGUAUGUAUGUCAACCUACCAGCCUUUAAUGGGCUGGUCUUCAGUUUUGUUGAAAUGCAGUGGGGAGCUUUUUUUAUUGUCUACAUCUUUAUAAUAAACUUAAGACACCUUUG